Molecule: messenger RNA, 2439 nt
Organism: Psilocybe cubensis
Lineage: Eukaryota; Fungi; Basidiomycota; Agaricomycetes; Agaricales; Agrocybaceae
Exons: 5
Coding region: 1-2439 (812 amino acids)
Source: RefSeq, a predicted model, not a curated record
AUGCCUACGUCGAUAUCAGGCAGCAAUCUUUGGAACAAGCCUGCCAAUUCAGGCUCGGGGAAGCUAGCUUUGCCUUACAAUGCAGCGAACAUAGCCAACGACCUGAACCCUGCGACUGAAAAGCCGAGCUGGCCACUGUCCUCGUAUGCCCCCUACAAGCACGAGCCGCUCCUCGUGGCAGGGUUAGACGAGAGCUUCGAGGAGCUCCGUGUCAAAGCGUACGCCGCGCGAAGCAGCGGCACGCUGGCCGAAUAUACAAAUUAUGAAUCGAGCAGGAUCGAAGCUGCGAAUCAGGCCCUCGCUAACGCACGCGCAAACUCAGAACAAGCAUACGAGCAAGCAUACAAGCAAAGCAAAAUCACAGCCGUACUCGAAGCCGCCAGCGCCAACAAGGCCUCCUCCUCUUCCACCGCCAAUACUGCCGGCCCAUCCACCUCGGGCUGGGGCAGCAGCAACACCACAGGCGGCGGCUGGGGGCGCGAGGGAACCAAGUCCCCGGGGUGGGGCGACAACGACAAGUCGGGCUGGGGAGACAGCAAAGGCUGGGGAGACGGCAAGGGCUGGGGAGACAACAAGGGCUGGGGAGACAACAAGGGCUGGAGCUCCCCGAGUCCUACGCCGGGCGGGGCGUCUGGCUCUGGAUGGGGCGGUGCGGGUGGAAGUGGGUGGGGAAGCAAUGAGAGCAAACCGAGCGGGUCGGGGUGGGGGGCGUCGAGUUCGAAUACUAAUUCUACUUCGAACACGAACGCAACUGGGUCUGCGUUGGGAGGAGGAGGAGGAGCGUUUGGAAACCUGGCCACGACGAACUCGCCCUUUGGCGGCACAUCCGCCUUCGGCACCAAACCAGCCACAACGACAACGACCUCCGCAUUCGGCCAACCGGCGUUCGGCCAGCCAUCUGCGUUCGGGCAACAAACGAACACGGCGACGACGACGCCGUCUGCCUUUGGCCAGCCUUCAAGUACAACGUCGACCACAACCACUAACCCGAGCGGCUCAGUCUUUGGUCAGCCGUCCGCGUUUGGCCAAGCUGCUGGCGCUGGUGCUGGGGGUGGGCUGAUCAAACCCGCGACGGGGUUCGGCGCGUUCAGUGGUGUGGGCGGCUCGAGCCCGUUCGCAGCAGCUGCUGCCGCUGCAAAUGCUAGCAACCCCAACUCGGGGAGCGUAUUUGGUGGAGGGGCAAGUGGGGGUGGGGGUAAUGCCUUUAGUGCGUUUGGUGGUGGUGCCGGGGCAGGAGGAGGAGGGGGAAAUGUGUUUGGACAGCCGGCGUUCGGACAGCCCACGACGACGGCUACUGGCGCGUUUGGACAACCGACUACUACUACUACAAGCGCGUUUGGCCAGCCUGCUGGUACGACGAAUGCGUUUGGGCAACCUGCUAGCACGACGAGUGCAUUUGGGCAGCCUGCCAGCACGACGAGUGCGUUUGGCCAGCCUGCAACCACAGCAAGCGCGUUUGGUCAGCCUACAACCACAACAAGCGCGUUUGGUCAGCCUGCAACCACAACAAGUGCGUUUGGCCAACCUGCCAGCACGACGAGUGCAUUUGGUCAACCUGCCAGCACGACGGGUGCAUUUGGGCAGCCCGCCCAAUCUACAACGGGUGCGUUUGGACAGCCUACGACCAGCGCGUUUGGACAGCCAGCUGCCAGUACGACAGGGGCGUUUGGACAACCUGCUGCAACUACGGGUGCAUUUGGCCAGCCUGCUAGUACGACAGGCGCAUUUGGGCAGCCGGCCCAGGCAUCGGCGACGAACCCAAGCGGGAGUGUGUUUGGGCAAAGUGCGUUUAGCGGGCUUGGUGCUGGUGCUGGUGCGGCGCAGAAUACUGGCGGGAGUGUGUUUGGGCAGGGGUCGUUUGGACAGCCUACUCAACAACAACAACAGCAGCAGCAGCAGCAGGCGACGACGGGAGGAAGCGUGUUCGGCCAGCCCAGUGCGUUUGGUCAGCAACAGCAGACGGGCGGCAGCGUGUUCGGGCAGCCGAGUGCAUUUGGCCAGCCUGCACAGACGCAGAGUGCGUUUGGGAACCUUGCGAACAAUACGGGGUCUGUAUUUGGAGGCGGGGCGGGACCGUUCGGAAGCACGGCACCGUCGACGAGCGUCUCGAUGGACACGCCGACGAGUGCAUCCAACCCCGCCUUCCCCUCUUCAUUCACCACCGCCUCUAGUAGUAACUCUUUCGGCUCUGUACCCAAACCAGCCGCCGCAUCCUCCGCGCUCGCGCUGGACUUCACCCCUCUCCUCCAAGCCUCUGCCUCGCCCUCGCAGAGCAAGUUCCGGUAUAUCCCCGGCACGACGCCGUAUGACGCGAUGCUCCCGCAGCCGGAGGGGGUGUAUACGGAUAUGCAGCCUGGGUGGGCGAAGGAGUCGUGGGCUGCGGAGAGGUUUGGGUGGGGGAAGGUGCCGGAGUGGGUGCCGCCUACAGGCGUGCGGUAG